AUAGUUUGCGUGACUUGGUUUAAUGAUAUUUCGCGUACGGGGUUACUGAUAGCAGGCGGUCGAUCAACUUCAAUAAACAUCUUUGUUUAGUAGUAUCUACUUGGUAUUUCUCUCAGUUUAAUUAUGCAAAUUAUAUGAAAAUCAUUUAGCUUGUAUCUCUGGGAAAGCCAGGAUUUGUGGCACUUGGCAGUGCGAUGUUGUCGUCGAUCGGUCAAAUUUCCCGCUGGUUCCGAUGUUUUUCCGCUUCUACGAACCCCACAGCUUAAGACAUGGAUCGCCCUCUCAAACAAUACAUUGUAGAGAAUUGUAUAAUGCCUGUGUAAAUAUUCAAAGGUUGCGUGUCUUAGCGUAUGUUUUUGGGAGAAGUGAAAAUUAUCCAUCUAGAAUCUGUAAGAUCCGUUAUCAGGGCUUGUCAUUAAAUUUGCCGGCCGAUGACAGUCCAAGUCUUAUCAUAACACGCGGGUCAAAUGGAAUUUCUAACUUGUUUCCUGAACAAAAGACCUCCGCGUAAGGGGAGGGAAUGCUCUGUUUUAUAUCUACCGGCGUGACUAUGAACAAAACGAGUAAGCGGAGAAAAAGGUACAAUUACUCGUACAACACCUUGGCGAGUCUAUAGCCGUUGUAUCUUGUUCGUGAUAUCUAGUUUCACGUGCGUACGUCAAAGUGUUAAAUUGCUGUUUACCCAACGAAACUCACGCAUGAUAGUCAUGCGAACCGUUCUAGCUGCCAUGGCUAUUUUCAACGAUGGUCAGUAAAUCUGACAUUAAAAUUUCUCUCGUUGUCUAGCCGAAAUAGCCUGAAGCUGUUGUUCUAUAAAAGCGCGAGUACUGAGCUCGCGAAGUUAGAAAUAAAAAAACCACACUGACGUUUCAGACAAAGAGUCUUCGCCGUGUCAGUAAAGGGCGAUUCUGGCCAAUCACUCGCUCCUCGUGACAAAUAAAUGCAAUCAGGCUGAACGUUCCUAAGCCCUGGAGCAAUUUUUCAGUCACAACUGUUAAAGAGCCCUUGAACCUCGAUUUGACAGCCGCACCAUAUAUAGCAGUGGUUUCCACGGAUACCCGACAGUUCCAACAGAUUAUGUCAAAGUUCAGCUUUUACAGACAUGACACAGUUGAUGUUUUUACAUAGCGAGCUACUGUUUGCCGCUUGUGUGCUCUCCCCUCUGCCGCUACACGUCUACAUAUGCCACUUAGCUGCGUGAAAAAAAGCAUUCGCGCAAAGGAUUUCUAGUCGAGUAAGUGAACGCGAGAUCUCGCGCUGCUGGGAACUCACUAAUUAUUUCCGCGUGCAAUGAUCUCUCGCUACUGAGCGAUUAAUCACAGGAACACGGGCCGCUCGCGAAACAGCACUAACUGUUGGAUUUAUAAUUAUAUCCGUAGUCCUAAUUUACCGGGUGGUAUGGCCGUGGUCCCUGUUUCAACCUGGUGCACGGAGAAGACCGAACCGGUUGAGGAGCCGUCUGAAAAAAAUGUGCAGCAAGUAGAGUGCGCAGUUUGUGGCGACAAGUCCUCUGGAAAACAUUAUGGAGUGUUUACCUGUGAGGGAUGUAAGUCGUUUUUCAAGCGCAGCGUUCGCCGUAACCUCAGCUACACUUGUCGAGCAUCGCGGAAUUGCCCCAUUGAUCAGCAUCAUCGAAAUCAGUGUCAGUAUUGCCGGCUGCGAAAAUGCAUCAAGGUCGGCAUGAGACGCGAGGGUACGGGUGAGAAAUUUUCAUAUGAGUAGCAAAUCCGUAAGCGUCACUUUGACUGUAGUUGUGAGUACCUGUUGUAAGUGCAUGAGUAACAUGUUGAAUGAACCUUUUCACCUUUUCACGACAGCCGUCCAGCGAGGUCGCAUCCCUCCUACACAAGUACCUCAGCCAAGUCCGCAACACUCAGCGUUGAAUGGCGCUGAUGUUACAAACGGGCACUCGUUCCUUUCUGGAUUCAUCAGCUUGCUGCUUAGAGCCGAACCAUAUCCCACGGCGCGAUUCCAACAGGGUCUAAACAUGCCUUGUGGGAUCAUGGGCAUCGAGAACAUCUGCGAAUUGGCGGCUCGUUUGCUUUUCAGCGCUGUGGAAUGGGCAAGAAAUAUUCCCUUCUUCCCGGACUUGGCAGUCACCGAUCAAGUAGCACUUCUGCGUUUGGUUUGGAGUGAAUUGUUUGUACUAAACGCCGCCCAAUGUCCGAUGCCUCUUCAAGUUGCCCCUCUGUUGGCCACUGCUGGUAUCCAUUCGAACCACAUGUCCCCAGAUAGAAUGGUGACUUUUAUGGAUAAUGUAAGAAUCUUCCAAGAGCAGGUCGAGAAGUACCGUAAUCUCCAUGUGGAUGCAGCAGAAUUCGCGUGUCUCAAAGCUAUCGUCCUCUUUACAUCAGGUGAAUGAUUUGAAAGGAUACAAGUUUUAAUUUCAGGCGCAACAAUUGUAGCUACAAGUGGUUUUCUAAUAUAUUUUAAUAUUUCAUAACUGCCAGCGAAAAUCAGCAGAUCUUGAUCCAUCGACCGCGGCAAAUUAAUAGUAAUGCUGUUUGGAGUGUGUUGCCCGCCUAUCUCUCCGCUAAACAACAUCAGCUCAAGUUUGCAAUGUCACGAAAUAUAAUUGUAUUUUCGCAGAUGCCUCCGGUCUGACAGAUCCGCAGUACAUCGAGAGUCUGCAGGAAAAGACACAAUGUGCAUUGGAGGAGUAUACAAGAAAUCAGUAUCCAAAUCAACCCACUCGCUUUGGAAAAUUGUUGUUGAGGUUACCAUCUUUACGAAGUAUCAACCCUUCCAUUGUCGAACAGCUUUUCUUUGUGCGUCUCGUGGGUAAAACGCCAAUUGAGACUCUGCUUAGAGAUAUGUUAUUGUCCGGAACGCCUACAAGCUGGCCUUAUCUUCCUUGUACAUAAGAAGCAUGACACGGAGACAAAUUGGCGUUGCUUGGCCGGUCGCCGCGCGGCACUUGCUGUUCUUCCAAAGAACACUAAACGUUUUCGUCUUGUUCCAAAUUUCAAUGUUAGGAAAUCACGGGCUUUGAGCCUUUAAAACCUUUAGUCAUCUUCAUAGUUAGCGAAUUAUAGAGGAUAUUUGUUGUACUUUGAGAAACGUAUAGUAUUUUACAAGUAUUUGCAGAGGACAGAGAAUGGAACGCUCGUUCCAGAGUGAAACUAAAAGGUAUGAUCUUUGAUAUAGCUACGGAGAGGUUCGAAGUAAACUAUGUUAUGUAAAUAACUUUGUCAAUUGUAGACGCCACGCGAGUCUUCUCACUAAGGCUCGUGGUAAGACAGGUAAAAUAGACUUUCUAUAGAGGUACUAUAGUUUUGUUUUUCUUUCAUCGCCGUUCGACAGCGACGUAGCUUAGCUAUCUGUUAAUGUAUUUCAUUCCCUCGAACUGUGAGUUCGUCGUGUGUUUGAUUUUUUUAUAUGAGCCAAGAAAUUGGCCAUGUUGCUGAGAGCAACAUCAUUGUACUAGUAUUUUCUUUACUGUGUGUCCAAAACCUGAAUGUCCAAGACAUCAUCACUGAAAUUAUACAAAAUUAAAGAGAAUUUUUAGGAGAAAAAGUAGUGUGGCUUUCCAGAAUUAUCUUCCAAGGUCCAUGCAAUGGAAAAAUACAUCGCCGCAAGCGGUAAUGGUAAUAUCACAUGCAGACGUAUUUUUCGUUCAUAGUAACUAAAUAUGAAAUCUGGGUUAUUUGGUUUGGUCGACAUAGGUCAAGAUAUCUCUUGCCUUAUAAAUAACAGAAACAAGUCAGUCAUUUCUGGCCGUAUUACCCGCCUUUAUCGAAACGGUUAAGCCGAAUUUAUUGGACUUCUUUUCACGCCGAUAAAAAUAUUCCACGUCGACUGAACGAGCUAUUUGGAAGCAUAAUUAGACAUCCCAGAAACUAUUUCACGUUGCAUUAACAUGAGCGCAGGCUCUCGGCUUGUCCAAGGACCUACUCUCAUUAUUUCGAAUUUUAUCUGGAUUAAAUAGCCGCUCUGUGCGCGGAGAAAACAACCGAUAGGCGUGGAACCUGUCCUAUCGUUUUCCAAAACGAAAAGUGCUCAGUGUAAACAAGCUCUUGUUUUCAAAAAUAUUUAGGCGGUUAAACAAUGCUAGCUCCGGUAAUAAGUCUGGUUCAAAUUUAUCGGUAAAUUGUGCUGAUCUUUUUGUGCGUGUCUGUUGGUCGAUUUGUAACUCAGUUUCUGUAACUAGCGAGGCCAAUUUUCUGUGCAGGGGCUUAUUUUGAGUGUUACGUUUUCAUCUUGGUAUUUUGUCCGUGUUUCAGCUCAAAGUGACAAAUAGACACAAAGCUAUUGCCUAUGGCUUUCUCUAAAGUUAAUAUCAGUUGGCGAACUGUCAGCCUGAGUAAGAAAAGAAUAAGCUUUACAUCACCAGAGGUGACUUGUACUAUUGGCGAAGGUCGGGAGAGUUUGGUGGCGUAAUCUGCUGAGUAGCAGUAUUUAUAUUACGAUAGCCCUUGUGCACAAAGGGAAAACGGAAAACUCACCGCAAGAGAGCGACCUACGUAAAUAAUUGCUUUGACACGGAAAUGCCCUACUCACAUCUCUUGAUAUUUAUUUUAUUGGUGUACAGAAGCUUGGGAAGUUACAACUAGAUUAUGAGGUCAAAGCAUGUAGUUGUAUUAUCGAUAUCCUACAGUGUUUUUGUCGAUUAAAAAUGACCUCUACUUCGAGAAGACGGAUUCUUGGACAUAUUUGUUUUCACAUAAGCUAAUGCAGAGGUCGGAUUUUUCCUUUCUCACAAGAAAAUCUUAAUCUUCACCGCUUGUCAACCGACUUUGUAUCCGCAGAUUUUGCGUUCUUGGCUAUAUUCGCGUCAAGUCCUAAAACUCGGACGUGAGUCGCGUAUUUGCACAGAAUCAUCAACUGUCCGUCGAUCGUUAACUUUGAAGACAGAAUGCAAUUCACUGUUACACAUCAAAAGUGACCUUUGAGUUAAAGACUUGUUAAACAUCACACCAAGAAACUACAAAAUUAACCUCCUGAACCUCGCAAGUUCGCCAUUGAUGAACUAUAAUAGACAACUACCGUAGCUGUAUAGGGCUCGCUUUUUCGUACUGAAAGAGCCACUGGUUGGUUUGAUGUAUACGUGGCUAAAGGCGGAAUUUUUUUAAAAGCUCCGCUGUUGUGGAUUGUAUUAAUCUUCUCAGACACCAGAUAAACACUCUUCCUUUUGUACAGAUCUCAGUGAUCUCAGUUUUUAUUCAAAAUAAAGA
Molecule: messenger RNA, 5174 nt
Organism: Pocillopora meandrina
Lineage: Eukaryota; Metazoa; Cnidaria; Anthozoa; Scleractinia; Pocilloporidae
Source: the annotation of a GenBank genome assembly